Cynoglossus semilaevis (tongue sole) is the source of this 1429-nucleotide messenger RNA. Its product is annotated as transcription factor E2F5-like. The transcript is spliced from 10 exons. The record is from RefSeq and is a predicted model, not a curated record. Gene Ontology annotation, biological process: regulation of transcription by RNA polymerase II. Lineage: Eukaryota; Metazoa; Chordata; Actinopteri; Pleuronectiformes; Cynoglossidae. Gene Ontology annotation, cellular component: RNA polymerase II transcription regulator complex. The coding region runs from base 394 to 1356 and encodes 320 amino acids. Gene Ontology annotation, molecular function: DNA-binding transcription factor activity, RNA polymerase II-specific; RNA polymerase II cis-regulatory region sequence-specific DNA binding; protein dimerization activity.
AAUACAUAUGCCUUUUUUAUUUUGACUCAAGUUAUUGUAUGUAUGUACGGUUAGCUAUCCCCUAUCUUUACUUGCAUUUCAUUUACGACACUUUGUCUUUUAAUUUGAAAGGGACGUAUUUACGACUACCGGAAAUAAAGUGGGAGGGAGAUACGAACUCAAGAAAUUGGAAUGACUUUGUAAACACCGGCUACUCGUCCAGAUUAAACCUCGGAUUUUCGUUACAUUUUUGAAUGAAUUUGAUUCACGAUUUAAUUCAUACCGAGAAAGCAGCGCGAACAGCAACUCUGAGCAGCGGUUGGUGCAAAUAACAAGGUCAACGGGACAUUUGAACGUCUGAAGUAGUUGUGUGUCAAGUUUGCCUGUAUGAAAAAUCAUAAUUUUAGUUAAACUAUGAGCAUGGACCUUGGAUGUAACUCAUACCAUCAACAGAAGUGCAGGAAAGGGAAGAGCCUUCAUUUGCUGACCCGUAGAUUUGUCGAGUUGAUUCAAGAAUCCGAGGAAGGAGUGCUCGACCUUAACCAGGCCGCCAGUACCCUGGCUGUGGAUCAGAAACGAAGAAUCUACGACAUCACCAACGUGUUGGACGGCGCCGGUUUGAUUGUAAAAGUAUCCAAAAGUCAUGUGAAGUGGAUUGGUGACGUGUCGGAAGCUAAGGUGUCAGGCACCAGAGUGGAACAGUUGAAGUCUGAGCUGGAGAACUUGGAGCAGAUGGAGCUCAUGUUGGACCAGCAGAUACUGUGGGUGGAGCAGAGCAUCCAGGAGACGAAGGACAACUGCAACAAUCUGACCUAUUUGAACCAUGAAGAUAUCUGCAACUGCUAUAAUGGUCACACACACCUGGUGGUCCGCGCGCCGUCUGGUACAUCUGUAGAUGUUCCAAUUCCCAAAGCUAGCAUGGACAGCCCUGUGAUGUAUCAGAUUUACAUCAGAAGCUCCUGGGGACCAAUAGAUGUUCAGCUGCUCAACAGACCCCCCGACCGCUCUGCCCCCGUUGUCCUGCAUUUCCCGCCUCCUGAAGAAAUGCUACAUGAAGCCAAGUUAGCCUCAGAAGGUGGCGCCACAACUAGUCAAACUCUUGCUGAUAAUGGACACUGUAGUCAGUCAGGACAGAGUGAAGCAGCUGUAACUAAUGCGCCGUCCAACAGAAUGGACUCAACACUAUUACAAAGUUUAUCAAAGGAACUGAGGAACCGACUGGAGCCUUCUGAAGACAUAAACAGAGCAGACAUACUCACCAAGAUCGUCUCCUCUAGAGGCUUCUCCUCCCUCCUCCAUGUUCCUGUGGCUCAGUCUGGAGGUGACUGUGGUCAGACCCUGGAGGACGGUGAAGUCUCCCGUGACGUCAUUGACUGACCGCUCGCCCUGGUGUUGGACUUUGAACGACCAUUUUAAAGCUGUUUAUUUUUAAUAAAGACAGACAAGUGGA